AUGGAAGCAUAUUUAAACUUAUGGCAAUCCUAUCUAGAAAUUGGACUCGAGCAACAUCAAUGGCCAGAACAACUCAUUUUGAUGGCAAAAACAAAUGAUUUUGAUAUAUGUCAACAGUUUCUUAUCACUUAUAUCGAAGAUAUCAAACGACAGAUCGAUGAACAACAAGUGAAAUUGAUUGAACACUCUGCAUUCUGUCCAAUUCUACUGAUACCAUUCGAUCGAAUGGAUCAUUGUUUAAAAGAAUUAAUCGAUUCUGAAAGGAAAUAUUUAUCAAAACGAUACAAGAAUAGAUUAAUUAAAUUUAAAGAUUGUGUACAAGAAAAGCAACUCUAUGAACUUAUAAUUACUCAGUGUUCAACUGUAGAUCAAUUACUUACAAUACGACUAAAACAAGCUGAAAUUUAUGAAGAACAGUUGAAGUUGGAAAUGAGAAUUCUUUAUCAAUUCUUACCAGAAAAUUUCAAUCUUUUACAAAGUUUUAUUUCACCUAUUACUUCUGUAUCAUUGAAUAAUCCACAAAAAAGUAUUCAAUUGAAGAAUGAACGUAUCAAAAUAAUAAAAGAAGCAAAACGUAAAUGGUUACAUCUAUUUUUAUCUGCUUAUGAAAUUAAAUUACAAGAAUAUGAUCUACAAUAUCAAGAAGUAUUAAAACAGUUGGAAUCGAUCAUAUCGAAUAAUACAAAUAUAGAUGGUGUGACUCUUCUUAAUAAAAUCAAUCAAUAUAUGUCAUAUCGUACCAAUCGAAUGAAACAAGAUGUGUCAAAUAAAAUGUUUGCUUUUCAAAGAAAACUACGUCGUAAUCAUCGACGUUCAUCAUCAACAAAGAAUAUGAUCAGUGUUUCAUCUGAACCAUAUCUUGAUCUAGUUUCAAAUCCAUUUACUACAACUGAAUGGCAGUAUCUUAUGUUAGGUCCAUCUUGUAUACGAUUGAAUCAAAGUGCACUUCGUUCUCGAAAACAACAAGACAUUCAAAUUAAAAAUGAACAUAAUGAUAUUUUAACUAAAGUUCAAAAUAAUCUCAUUGAAUAUUGUCAUAUACCAAGAACAAAUUCUAUAUUUCGAGAAUAUUCAAAUCAACUUCUGGAUUAUUUCCAUCAUAGUUAUCUUACUCGUCUAUCAUACAAAGAUCAAAUUCAAGCACAAGAACAAUACCGAAUUGUGACAUCAAUUCGAAAGAAAAUUAAAAAAGAAAACCUUGCUAUUCGUCUUACUGAUAAAAGUCAUAACUUUUAUAUUGGUUCAGCAAUUGAAUUUGAAAAGAAAGCACAAAAGUUCUUUGCUGAUACAAAUGCUUUUGUUGAAUUAACAGAGAAUCCAUUUAAUGAAAUCUUAAAUAAAGUUAUUCAGCUUCUCAAUAAUCUUCAUUCAAAGAAACUUAUCUUAAAAUGGCAAUAUGAUAAAAUGAUGCCUAAUCGAAAAAAAGUUGAAUUAGCUCAUUUAUAUUUCAAUCCUAAAACACAUAAGGAUGAUAUACCAGUUCGACCUAUUGAAAAUACCAUUCGUGCUCCAACAACGAAUAUAUCCAAUUUUCUUGAUAAGAUUAUUCGACCUCUAUUUGAUAAACAAUGUUAUGUAACUGCUAUUAUCGAUGGCGCACAUUUAAUUCGACGAAUGAAUCAAUAUAUUAAUAAAGGUGUAUUUAAACCUUCGACACUUUUUUGUACUUUUGAUAUUCAUAAUUUAUAUACAAUGUUACCACAAGAGGAAUCAUUGGAAAUAGUAAUUGAAUUUCUUCAUGUACAUGGAUAUACAAAAGUCAAUGGCAUUGAUCCUAUUACAAUAAAAGAUUUAGCUUCAAUUGUAAUCAAAGAAAAUGUGUUUGUUUAUGGUACCAAAAUUUAUAAACAAACUACUGGUGGUGCAAUGGGCUCAUCAUUUACAUUAACAUUAGCUAAUAUAUUCAUGUGGAAAUGGCAAAAAGAAUUAGUUCAACAACAAAAUAUGACAAAUGAAUUCUUUGGAAGAUAUAUCGAUGAUAUUUUUAUGACAUGGAAUAGACCAGAAAAAGAAUUAAAAGAAUUAUUAGAUGCAGCAAAUACAUGGCAUCCUAAUAUUAAAUUAAAUUAUAAAAUUAGUCAAAGUCUUCCAUUUCUUGAUGUACUUUUGACUAACAAUAAUGGUAUUCUUUCAACAUCAGUCUAUCGAAAGCCAGUUGCUGAACCAUAUGUUGUACCAUUUAUAUCCGAUCAUCCACGACAUGUAUUUGGAAAUAUUAUACAAACUGCAUUAACUCGAGCUGUUCGAUAUUCAUCAACAUUUGAAGUAUUUAAUAAUGAACGCCGUCAUAUUAAACUGAUGUUAUUAUAUAAUGGUUAUCCAUCUUCAUUUAUUGAACGUCAAUUUCAACGUUUCUUUUCUGAAUAUGUUGAUUCAUCACCAUUUUUACCAUUGAUUCAAAAUGAAGUACAAUUUUUUCUGAUACGACAAAAAGUUAUGGCUGGACCAACAUCUCAACAAUCACAAACAGUUAUUAAUAUACAUAAAAUUAAUAUUGAGAAUGAUCCAAUCAAUGAAGAAUACAUUGAACUAAAAGAUCUAAUAAAAAGUCAACUGCAACAACAAACAAAUUUUAGUGAUAAAUUAUUCGUUCAUUAUACACAUGAAAAACGAUUUCAUUCGAUCAAAAGAGAUAUACAUCAAAUCUAUGAUAAUAUCUUUAAGAAUAAACCAACAAUAGAUCAUCGAUUAAUUGUUGGCAGUCGUAACCAUCGAAAUGCGCAAAACGAACUAAUUCAUAAACGACCAAAACUAUUCUUUCUGAAAAACAAGAUAAUAAAAAGUAAACAUUAG
Molecule: messenger RNA, 2793 nt
Organism: Adineta steineri
Lineage: Eukaryota; Metazoa; Rotifera; Eurotatoria; Adinetida; Adinetidae
Source: the annotation of a GenBank genome assembly